This is a messenger RNA of Penaeus monodon (black tiger shrimp), 1874 nucleotides long. Its product is annotated as trissin receptor-like. Lineage: Eukaryota; Metazoa; Arthropoda; Malacostraca; Decapoda; Penaeidae. The coding region runs from base 272 to 1786 and encodes 504 amino acids. The transcript has 5 exons. Gene Ontology annotation, molecular function: G protein-coupled receptor activity. The record is from RefSeq and is a predicted model, not a curated record. Gene Ontology annotation, biological process: G protein-coupled receptor signaling pathway. Gene Ontology annotation, cellular component: plasma membrane.
CUAUUUAUCUACUUAUCUGCCUGUCUAUAACAAGUUUAAAUGUAUAUUUUCCUUUCUUCCACAGAUCCGUUUGUAUGAAAUAGAAAAAAGAAAGAAAAAAAUCCGAAAUGAAGAUGAUCAGCUAAGAACAAAGCCCCUGGGAACUCACUCCCUCCCCCCCCCCUCCCCGUUCUAGAAAUAAGAGAAUUGUCCAAUAAAAAAAGACAGAGGAAAAGGUCGAAAAUAACAAGAGUAAACUACGGACCUCCUGCCCUUCCACGCCUCUUCCGAAAUGUUCCCCGCCGACUCGAACGAAAGCUCGUACCCGACUUCAGCGCCCACGGCCGCCCACCUGGGGGUUCCCGACGGCCCCAACUGCAGCGUGGAGGACUCUGUCAAGGCGGGGGCGGCGGAGGAGACCUGUGGCGAAGAUGAGGAUCCUGGUUCCUACAUUUUCCAUCAGCCGGAGGUGAAAGUGCCGCUUCUCCUGCUCUACACCGCUGUCUUCAUCUUCGCGUUUUUGGGUAACCUUCUGGUCGUUCUGGUCAUGGUUCUUCACAGGAGAAUGAGAAGUCACACCAACUUUUUCCUGACCAAUUUAGCCGUCGCCGAUCUCUGUGUUGCGGUCUUCUGCAUUUAUCAAAACUUCGCUAUGUACGUGAUUCAGGACUGGUACUUCGGGGAAUUCCUGUGUCUCAUGUACCAGUUCGUGAACCAGCUAAGCUACACGGCGUCUGUAAUCAUCCUGGUGGUUGUGAGCGGCGAGAGGUACCUAGCCAUCGUCGAGCCUCUGAGGGCCAAGAGUCUCCUCACGCGGAGGAACAUGAUUAUCACAAUGGCGUUAGUGUGGAUUAUAUCUGCAGUUUACUCGUGUCCGCGGCUAUUGUACUUCACGGUCCAGGAGUACCCCGUGGGCGGCGGCCGGACGGAGGCCAUGUGCCUGCUGCGACGCGACAAGUUCGACACGAAGAUCUGGGACGUGGUGAGCCUCAUCCUGCUGUACCUGCUGCCGCUGGUGCUGCUGUCGCUGCUGUACGCCCGCAUUGCGCACACGCUGUGGCGGUCCGGGCGCCUGCUGGCCGCCGCCGCCUCGCCCUACUACGCCGCGUCGCCGGCCGCCGAGUACGGCACCUUCAAGUCGCAGCACACGGCCUCCGUCACGUCCACCUCGAGCAGCGGCGCGGGAGGAGGCGCCGAGGGGGACGAGGGCGGCCCGGUGCUCAACCAGGCGCGGGACACGACGCUGCACGUCACCCGCGGCUCCGUCAAGUCCGUCACGUCGACGUAUGUCUCGAUGGCGUCGGUGAGGGACGAGGGCCUCCGCGUGAGCCAGACAGCUCCCGAUAUCAUCCCCCUCACGCCCCGCGGGCACAGCAGACGGGACAACGGCGCCCGCAGGACGCCCAUCCCCUCGCCCCGGGUGCCUCGCCGCCCCAUGCACCUGCACCCGUCGCCGCUCGUGCUGCGCGCCCGCCGCAAGGUCAUCAACAUGCUGGUGAUGGUGGUGGUGAGCUUCGCCGCGUGCUCGCUGCCUUUCCACACGCGCAAGAUGCUGCAGUACUACUGGGCCAACUACAAGCACACCUCCGCGUCCUCGUACAUCCUCACGCCUGUCACCUUCCUCCUCAUGUACGCCAACUCCGCCGUCAACCCCAUCCUGUACACCUUCAUGAGCCGCAAGUUCCGCAACUCCUCGCUCGACCUCUUGACCUGCCGCCUCUGGCAGAGCCGGCACCCGAGGCCGCCGAGGCCGACCGUCGUAGCGCGGCUCAGCGGCAGGGAGAAGGUCGUCACGCACCUGGUGUAAGGGGCGCGCCCGAGGCUCGCUCAGGGGCCCCUGUCUGUGCCGGGAUGGAGGUGACAAAGCGCUCUAAAGAAUCGAAGAUCUGUUUAGA